CCGGGGUGCAACGUUCCCUCACUCACUUCAUCCACCAGAGUAGCAACUAGACAGGCUGCGGCAGUGGGACCAGUCUAGGCCGAACAACUACCGCGUUUGGCUCGACUCGAAGGAGCAUUGUUCAGGACGCUGUCCGCUAUCCGGUGCGUUCCAGCGGUCUGGUCGCUAUCGGCGGCUCCUGCUUACCUGCUGCAUGUCCUUCGCGUGGGAGUAGUUCAAUCCCGUCUGCAAGCACGCAUAGCCACACUCGAGUGAUUGGUUCCCGGUUGUCUUCUAGUUGGCGAUAGAAACGGUGGUUGAUUAGUGCACAACAAGCCAUAGGAAGGAGGCCAUCGCUCUUUUCGACAGUCGCAGCCGAUCACUUGAGGAGCUACCUACCUGGUGCCAUCAUCCAAUAAGGCGAAGAAGAUGAGUUUGCAUCCUGGCAUUCUGUGGGCCCAGCGGACCGAUAAACUUUACCUGACAGUUGAGCUGCCAGAUGCUAAAGAUCCGAAGAUUAAAUUGGAGCCCGAGGGCAAGCUGAGCUUUGCAGCGAAAGCAGGCACCAGCUUGUAUGAGGCGAAUCUUGAGUUCUUUGGCAAAAUCAAAGUCGAUGAGAGUAAAAUUAGCGUCGGGCAGAGAAACAUCAUCAUGGUUAUCGUAAAGGAUUCACCAGGAUAUUGGGAAAGACUUGUGAAGGCUGAGGGAAAGGCGCCUCCUUUCCUGAAGGUUGACUGGAACAAGUGGGUAGAUGAGGACGAAGAGCAGGAGUCUUCAAAUUUUGAUAAAUUUGACCUUGGAUCAAUGGAGGAUUUCUCGAAGUUUGAUGGCGCUGAGAACGAGGAAGCUGAUAGCGACGAUGAUGAUGAGCUUCCGGAGCUGGAGAAGUAGGAGGCUGGUGCCAGCAUACCACUGAAGUUGGUGGCCAAUUCCUCCUGUAGGGUUCAUCCUCGUGUAGGUGGAAAACUAGAAUCUUCCUGCAAUUGUUUCUCUGGGUCGUCUCUCUGACUCAGCGCAGGGAAGAAGAGUCUUGAGAAAAACGAACGGAUAGUUGCAAUAGCGGUCCCUUAUCUGGACACAGUCCGAUUCAGGCUCGAAGAAAAGAAAAGAAAAGAAAGAGUGAGUGCCAUACGUAAUAGCCGCUCAGACCCUUUUGAUAGCUGCAGAAGUGGUCUUUAUCCCGUGCCGCCUUUCCACUUUCUCUUCAUCUUUCCCAUUCCCUUUUUUUCCGCUUAAUCCCUUUGAGACCCGUCCCCCUGUUCCAGCUUCCCAGCAUGCUGCUGGCAUAUAACAGUGAGGUCCGUGUCGUCACGGAGUUAGCGAUGGAGAGACAGGUUAGUGUAUGGUAAUGUUGUUUCUGGUUUUGUUUGUUGGAUUCGGUGCAUAUUCUCGAGGUCGUGCAAGUGCUGCAGUGUGUAACCGAGGGAAUGCUCAAGCGGGGUUCCAUGUUAAUGGUGUCGGUUUGAAGAGGUCUAUGUCGUUGAGUUUGUGGCUGUUCUCUGAAAUUCGUUUGGCACAUCUCUAGCCUUCAAAGUACUGUAUGCCUGGACUGUGCCUUUUUUUGAUGGUGUAGAGGCAUUCUGUAGCCUUCUGGUUGGCAAGAAGCAGAGUUCGACUUGUGGGCUGAUGGUGUUCUGGUGCAGCUUGAUGAGGUACCUCAUGUACCAAUGAUGUACGAUAGAACUGCUCCUUGCGGUAGCUGGCUGUGAAUCAGAUCAAAUGUGAGAGAGCGCCUUUUGACAGGAAGCCUGCUUUGGCGCCUGUCUUGGUGCUCAUAGGAGCUUGGCAUCCUUGUUUCUUCUUGAUAUUCAUACAAAGUUGUUCUCUCUGUUUUGGACGUGAUGGGGAUGUGUUCUUUCUGCGAGUUGUGAAUGUGUUGUAUUUUCUUUUGAAAUUUCAAAUUUGUUUGUUUGUUCUAACGGCAUUUUGGCUAGGUUACCGAUGGUCCGGAGACUGGACGUCUCCCCCAUACGUCCGGUCCCCCCGACGGGUUUUUGGCACUAAAUAAUAAAAAAUGAGAAAUGAACGAAAUGACAGUGU
This is a messenger RNA of Chara braunii, 2019 nucleotides long. Lineage: Eukaryota; Viridiplantae; Streptophyta; Charophyceae; Charales; Characeae. The record is from the annotation of a GenBank genome assembly.